Pygoscelis adeliae (Adelie penguin) is the source of this 5257-nucleotide messenger RNA. It is a transcript of the gene LTBP1, whose product is annotated as latent transforming growth factor beta binding protein 1. NCBI's taxonomy places the organism in Eukaryota, Metazoa, Chordata, Aves, Sphenisciformes, Spheniscidae. The record is from RefSeq and is a predicted model, not a curated record. The coding region runs from base 322 to 4386 and encodes 1354 amino acids. Gene Ontology annotation, molecular function: calcium ion binding. The transcript has 29 exons.
GUGCACAGCCAGCCUCUUUACAUUACAUCUGCCUGUCAGGGUUGGCUAUUUAAGCUGUCAUGCCCUUGGUAUUGCUCUUUGUCUGCCUGUGAAUAAAGUGCAGCAUUGUGAUUACUAAUCCCACUCCAGUGACUUGACUUUAAAUGUGGUUUUGGAGCGGAUCCCGGAGUUCUGUUUGCUAAGCUUCCUACUCCUGUUUCAGAGACACCACUGGAGAUCUAUGAGAGAGAGCACUGCAGACUGCCCUCCUCCUGUAGACCUGUCGCCUUUUUCUCCCCCCCCACCUUUUUUUUUCCCCAAAAAACUUCUUGAAGGAAAUCAAUGGAUACCAAAGUGAUCUGUUUAUUUUUCUUUUUUUCUUUGCCUCUGCUGACAGUGGGAAAUCACACUGGUCGCAUCAAGGUGGUCUUUACACCCAGCAUCUGUAAAGUGACUUGUACCAAAGGCAACUGUCAGAACAACUGUGAGAAGGGAAAUACCACCACCCUCAUUAGUGAAAACGGCCAUGCUGCUGACACUCUGACAGCCACUAACUUCCGAGUAGUUAUUUGCCACCUUCCAUGCAUGAAUGGAGGCCAGUGCAGUUCUAGAGAUAAAUGCCAGUGCCCUCCUAAUUACACUGGUAAACUUUGUCAGAUCCCUGUGCAGACUGCCAAUACUCCAAAACUGUACCAUCAUCCACAACAGGUGAACAAGGCUGUAGGAUCGCAAAUUAUCCACUCCACUCAUACUUUACCGCUGACGAUGUCAGGACAGCAAGGUGUAAAAGUGAAGUUCCCUCCUAACAUAGUGAAUAUCCAUGUGAAACAUCCCCCUGAAGCCUCAGUUCAGAUCCACCAAGUUUCAAGAAUUGACAGCACAUCAACGGGACAAAAAGCGAAAGUACCUCAGCCAGGACAUCCACAGGUCUCUUACCAAGGUCUUCCGUAUCAGAAGACCCAGAAAGGACAUACUACUUACACAAAUCAACAACCCAUUCCUCAUAUGUUUCCUGUUUCAGUUAAAACUCAGCUUGGGCGCUGCUUCCAGGAGACUAUUGGGACACAGUGUGGCAAAGCACUUCCUGGCCUUUCCAAGCAAGAAGACUGCUGUGGAACCGUGGGUACUUCCUGGGGUUUUAACAAAUGCCAGAAAUGUCCCAAGAAGCCAUCUUACCAUGGAUACAGUCCUAUGAUGGAAUGCCCACAAGGCUACAAGAGGAUCAAUGCUACAUUUUGUCAAGAUAUCAAUGAGUGUCAGUUGCAGGGAGUAUGCCCUAAUGGUGAGUGCUUGAAUACCAUGGGCAGCUACAGAUGUACCUGCAAAAUGGGAUUUGUGCCGGAUCCUACCCUCUCAAGAUGCAUACCUGAUAAUCCUAUAGUUGCUGAAGAGAAAGGACCCUGCUACCGGUUUGUUAGUGCAGGAAAGCAAUGCAUGCAUCCUCUUUCUGUUCAGCUCAGCAAGCAGCUUUGCUGUUGCAGUGUUGGCAAAGCCUGGGGCCCACACUGUGAGAAGUGUCCGCUUCCAGGAACAGCUGCUUUUAAGGAAAUCUGCCCUGGUGGAAUGGGUUAUACGGUUUCUGGCCCUCACAGAAACAAGCUAUAUCAUCACCCUGCAGUUAGAGUACAGCCACCUGUCAUUGGCAAGACCCCGAUUACUCAACCUGUUGCUAAAGGUACUUCUCCUCCACCUCUCCCAGCAAAGGAAGAGCCAGUGGAGGCACUGACCUUCUCACAGAAAAGUGAGACUGAGAUGGCUGUGCAAGAAGUGGCAACUGCAGCCCCUGAUCAGGAAUUAGCUUCCCUCGAUCAAGAAAAGCAGCCUGAUCUAGAGCCUGGGCAGCCUCAGCUUUCUCCUGGAAUUUCAACAAUUAACUUGCAUCCACAGUUUCCAGUAGUGAUUGAGAAAACAUCUCCUCCUCUGCCUGUUGAAGUUGCUCCUGAAGUCUCUACUUCGAGUGCAAGUCAAGUAAUUGCACCUACUCAAGUUACAGAAAUCAACGAAUGUACAGUUAAUCCUGAUAUCUGCGGAGCAGGACACUGUGUUAAUUUGCCUGUGGGAUACACUUGCAUCUGCUACGAGGGGUACAAACUUAACGAUCAGCAGACAAAGUGCUCUGAUAUUAAUGAGUGUAAUCAGGCACCCCAUCUCUGUUCCCUUGGACGCUGUGAAAAUACAGAAGGAAGUUUCCUAUGUAUUUGCCAAGCUGGAUUCAUGGCCAGUGAAGAUGGAACCGACUGUGUUGAUUUUGAUGAAUGUUCAAGACCUCAUACUUGCGGGGAAGGCUUUUGUAUAAAUACUGUUGGCUCAUACAGAUGUGAAUAUUGUGAUAGUGGAUACCAAAUGAACAGGAGAGGUGAAUGCGAAGACAUUGAUGAAUGCCUGACUCCAACUACGUGUCCAGAUGCACAGUGCAUUAAUGCUCCUGGCUCCUACCAGUGCAUUCCUUGCAGAGUGGGAUUCAGAGGCUGGAAUGGACAGUGCCAUGAUGUAGAUGAAUGUCAGUAUGGCAAUCUCUGUACAAAUGGACGUUGUGAAAAUCUGGAGGGGUCUUUCAGGUGUAUUUGUGGCCAAGGUUUCAAACUGUCUGCAUCAGAGGAUCAGUGUGAAGAUAUAGACGAAUGCCAGCACCGAUCACUCUGUACGAAUGGACGCUGCAGGAACACAGAAGGAUCUUUCAGAUGUAUUUGUAGCCAAGGCUAUACAUUAUCAUCUACUGGAGAUCAGUGUGAAGAUGUUGAUGAAUGCCUUCAAGACAGUGAUAUUUGCCUUGGAGGAAACUGCAUGAAUACUGACGGGUCUUACAAAUGCACUUGUCCAGAUGGUUUCCAGCACAUAGCGAAUAGGGGAUGUCAAGAUAUCAAUGAGUGUGAGAGAUCUGACCUCUGUUCACCUCACGGGGAGUGUCUAAACACGGAUGGUUCCUACCAGUGCAUAUGUGAGCGGGGCUUUUCUGUGUCUGCAGAUGGCCGAACAUGUGAAGAUGUUGAUGAAUGUGCGAAUGGCACAAUAUGUGGCAGUCAUGGGUUCUGUGAAAAUAUGGAUGGCUCCUACCGCUGCCUCUGUUACCAAGGGUAUCAGGACCCACAGGAUGGGCAAGGGUGUACAGAUGUGAAUGAAUGUGAAAUGCUGAGUGGAGUAUGUGGCGAAGCCCUCUGUGAAAAUGUUGAUGGUUCUUUCCUGUGCCUGUGCUCUGAUGAAAACCAGGAGUAUGAUCCGAUGACCGGACAGUGUCGCUUCCGUACCUCACCAGAAUUACCAGUAGAGGCUGAUCAACAUGAAGAUGGAAAGAAGGAGUGCUACUACAAUCUGAACGAUGCUAAUUUCUGUGACAAUGUGCUUACAUCCAAUGUAACCAAACAAGAAUGCUGCUGUACCUUGGGUGCUGGCUGGGGUGACAACUGUGAAAUCUUCCCAUGCCCUGUCUUUGGAACUGCUGAAUUUACUGAUUUGUGUCCUGAAGGAAAAGGUUUCAUUCCCUCUGGAGAAUCAUCUUACGGGCUUCUUGCUCAGAAUUACAAAGAUGCUGAUGAAUGCCAACUCUUUGGACAAGAAAUCUGUAAAAAUGGCUUCUGUUUGAAUACGCAGCCAGGUUACGAGUGCUACUGCAAACAAGGCACAUACUAUGACCCUGUUAAGCUCCAGUGCUUUGACACGGAUGAAUGUCAGGACCCAAACAGCUGUAUUGAUGGCCAGUGCAUUAACACAGAAGGAUCUUACAACUGUUUCUGUACACACCCAAUGGUUCUGGACGCAACAGAAAAGCGAUGCAUCAGACCAGCAGAUUCAAGUGAACAAACUGAAGAAACUGAGGUCUACCAGGAUCUUUGCUGGCAGCAUCUAAGUGAUGAUUUUGUUUGUAGCCGACCUCUGGUUGGAAAGCAGACGACGUAUACUGAGUGCUGUUGCCUAUAUGGUGAAGCCUGGGGCAUGCAGUGCGCACUGUGUCCUAUGAAAGAGUCAGAGGAUUAUGCCCAGCUGUGCAACAUUCCUGUUCCAGGGUCUCGACGGCCAUAUGGACAAGAUGCUUUGGUUGACUUCGAGGAGCACUACACUCCAGAAACUAAUCCAUACUUUGUUGAAGACCGUUUUCUGAACAGCUUUGAGGAGUUACAAGCAGAGGAAUGCGGUAUUCUGAAUGGAUGUGAAAAUGGCCGAUGUGUAAGAGUCCAGGAGGGCUAUACCUGUGACUGCUUUGACGGUUAUCACCUGGACAUGGCCAAAAUGACUUGUGUCGACGUGAAUGAGUGCAACGAGCUGAACAACAGGAUGUCUCUCUGCAAGAAUGCCAAAUGCAUUAACACAGAAGGUUCGUACAAGUGUUUGUGUCUCCCAGGGUACGUACCUUCAGACAAGCCAAACUACUGCACACCACUGAACUCAGAACUAGACAGUGAACUGGAGUAGAGGAAAGUCUCCGUAUCCUAAGCCCAUAUACUCUGCACUGUAUAAAGAAAAGGAAGAAAAGUAUUUAACUUGAGAAGAGAAGGCACCGGAGUAGCGAACAUAAGGGGAGAAAAGCAUUAAAAUGUGUCAAAGGUGUGAGACAUGAUGGGCUGGUAGUGUAUCAGCUUCACUGAAGCGACAGACCAAAUGGACACAUUACUCUGUAUGAAAGAAACAAUCAAGUAUAUAGUGUGUUCAUAAGAAAAAAGUAUCUUUGAAAAUAAGCAAAAACAGUGCUGUUAUUUUAAACAGAAGAGCUUUGGUUUUUUGGUUUGGUUUUGGUUUUUUUUUUUUUACUAUUGCUUGAUUAACUUGGCAUUUAAAUAGUGUUGGAAAUAUUUUAUAUUACUAUGUCAUUUUUUGAUUGUUCAGUUCCUUGCCUACUGUUUCUUUUCAGACCUUUUUUCUGAUCAGUACAAAUUCUAUGAUACAGAUAGUCUUAGGCCAUUUUAUAAGAACUGUUACACAGGGUAAUGCUCCUCCUUCUCUGGAACAUCGGUCAGUGACUUUUUUUUAAUUUGCUAGUUGUCUGCCCUGUGGAGCAGGCACCACUUGUUUUCAAAUGUUUAUAUACCUUGGCGAAAAGUCCUUAUAUUCAUUUUGUAUUCUGUAUGGUUGUUAACUGCACUUAAAGUCUUUAGAACCUUUCUUGCCAAGUUCAAAGCUGCUAGUGGACAACAUUGGAUUCUUUUUGUACAUUAAAACAAAAGAUUUUAGCUCACGUCUGUAUUGUAAUGUGUAAAUUGAACACAAGAGAGAUCUUGUAUGAUUACCCUAACAUGUUAAAGCUGUAUAUUAAAACUCAAUAAAAUCACCUUUUUUUUUAGAAAAA